Xenia sp. Carnegie-2017 is the source of this 768-nucleotide messenger RNA. RefSeq names its product trafficking protein particle complex subunit 6b-like. The record is from RefSeq and is a predicted model, not a curated record. The transcript has 6 exons. NCBI's taxonomy places the organism in Eukaryota, Metazoa, Cnidaria, Anthozoa, Malacalcyonacea, Xeniidae. Gene Ontology annotation, biological process: regulation of GTPase activity; endoplasmic reticulum to Golgi vesicle-mediated transport. Gene Ontology annotation, cellular component: trans-Golgi network; cis-Golgi network; TRAPP complex. Bases 163 to 633 code for a protein of 156 amino acids.
CUGAAUUUUCAACGUAGCUAAUGUGUUGAUAUCAAAAGUUGUGAUUCACAAACACAGCGAGGCUAGUGUCACAGUCUGGUAAUGGUAUGUUUAUCUGCAACCUGCGGGGGAGGGGGAGACGAGUUAUAUUCACAUUAUUUUGUCGUAUGAUUUUGUCAAACAAUGGCGGAGACAGACUCCGUUUUUGAAUUCUUACACAUGCAGAUUGUGGAUUACAUAAAAGAGGUCCAUGGAAAAGAAAACGAGAACCAUGCCACGUCUGUAUUAGAACACAUAGGCUUCACUGUUGGUCAAAGACUUGCGGAAAGAUUUACUAAAGAAACGGCAAGGUUUAAGGAUGACUUGGAUGUUAUGAAGUAUAUUUGUAAGGAUUUUUGGACAGCUUUGUAUAAAAAACAAAUAGAUAAUUUACGGACAAAUCAUCAGGGUGUAUUUGUACUUCAAGACAAUCGAUUUGCAUUGCUGACUCAGAUAUCCGAAGGUGAAGAUGACAAUCACCCUGCUACACAGUAUUUGUCGUUACCUUGUGGCCUCAUCCGUGGUGCUUUAGCAAACUUAGGAAUACAAUCAAUUGUUGUACCAGAAAUUACCACAAUGCCAAUGUGUAAAUUCACAAUAAAAAUCGAAAAGUAAAGGAUUGUUGAUAGUGUUGGCUGCUAGAAUUCUAUAAAUGUACAUAAAUCAUCAGAAUUGUUUCAAAUUGUUGUAAAUACCUUCGUAAUAAACAAUGUAUUUGAUGAAUAAUAUGACAUUAUGUUAUUCCAGUUA